Vigna radiata var. radiata (mung bean) is the source of this 2850-nucleotide messenger RNA. Its product is annotated as pentatricopeptide repeat-containing protein At3g22470, mitochondrial-like. The record is from RefSeq and is a predicted model, not a curated record. Gene Ontology annotation, molecular function: protein binding. NCBI's taxonomy places the organism in Eukaryota, Viridiplantae, Streptophyta, Magnoliopsida, Fabales, Fabaceae. The transcript has 2 exons. Bases 18 to 1607 code for a protein of 529 amino acids.
UGUUGUUUGGAGCAAAGAUGUGGCUCUCAAAAAGUGUUAGGGUUUCUCUUCUUCCUUCCAUUGCCAAGUUUCCUCCUUUUCUUCCAAUGCACAAUUCCCUCUUUUGCUCUCACUCUCACUCUCAAACUUCCUUAUACGACGAAGCCGUCUCACAAUUCAAUAACUUGCUUCGUGAGCGUCAUGUUCCUCCCAUCUUCGAAUUUGGAAAAAUUUUGGGAUUUCUUGUGAGGAUGAAGCAGUACCCUACUGCUAUUUCUCUCAUCAAGCAAAUGGAGCUCAAAGGAAUUCACAAUGACCUUGCUAAUCUCAACCUCCUCAUCAAUUGUUUCUGUCACUUACACAAAUUGGCUCUGGCAUUCUCUGUAUUUGCCAAGAUUCUCAAACAGGGUUAUCAUCCAAAUGCCAUAACCUUAAAUACACUCAUGAGAGGUCUAUGUGAUAAGGGUGAGGUCAAGGAAGCCCUAAAUCUUCACGACAAAGUAGUAGCAAUAGGAUUUCGGCUCGACGAAUUUACUUACCCGAUUCUAAUCAAUGCAUUGAGCAAAAUAGGAGAAAUUGAAGCCGCGAUCAAAUUGUUCAGAACUAUUCAAGAUCCAUCGACAGUAAUGUAUAGCAUUAUUAUUGACUGUUUACUUAAAGAGAAACAUCCGCAAGAAGCUUAUGAUUUUUAUUUUGAGAUGGUUAUCAAGGGAAUUUCUCCUGAUGUUGUUACUUAUAGUACUCUAAUUUAUGGCUUUUGCUUAGUGGGACAGGUAGAGGUAGCAGUUGGUUUUCUAAAUGAAAUGCUAUCAAAUAAUAUCACGCCAGAUGUUUAUACCUAUACUAUAUUGAUUGAUGCAUUGUGUAAGGAAAAAAAGCUGGGAGAAGCUAAGAAUGUUUUAAGUGUGAUGUUGAAAGCUUAUGUAAAACCUAAUGUCGUUUGCUUUAAUGCUCUAAUGGAUGGGUAUUACUUAGUUAAUAAAGUGAAGAAUAUUAAACAAGUAUUCAGUGCAAUGACCCACAUGGGAGUGAGUCCUAAUGUUAGGACCUACACUAUCAUGAUAAAUGGACUCAUAAGGAACGAAAGGGUGGAUGAGGCCAUAAAUCUCUUUCAAGAAAUGCCCAGUAGGAAUAUCCUUCCAAAUAGUGUAACUUACAGUACUCUUAUUGAUGGUUUAUGCAAAACUGGAAGAAUCUCUCAUGCUUGGGAUCUUUUUCAUGAGAUGCAUGAUAGAAAUCAACAAGCAGACGUAAUCACUUAUAGUUCCUUGAUUGAUGCUUUAUGCAAAAAUCAUCAUCUAGACAAGGCAAUUGAAUUAUUGAGGAAAAUGGGGAGACUUAAUAAUGCACAAGAGAUUUUUCAAGAUUUAUUGAAUAAAGUUCACAAUCUCAACAUCUCUACUUAUAAUGCCAUGAUCAAUGGUCUUUGUAGAGAGGGUUUGCUUGAUGAGGCAUUGACCUUGUGGUCCAAAAUGGAAGACUGUGGUUGCCUCUCUAAUGCUAUAACUUUCGAAAUAAUCAUCUUUGCUCUCUUUAAGAUGGGCGAGACUGAAAAAGCAGAGAAAUUUUUGCACAAAAUGAUCGCUAGACUUGUUGAAAUGAUGAAAGGUGACACCUUAUUUCAAUAACAAGUAACAUUUAUGUGUUUGCCGUAGAAUGUGCACGAAUGGUUUGUAAAUUUUGUAUUAGAUGAGUUGGUUUAGGCUGUAAGCUCUGUUGCUGAUGUUUUCCUGGUCAAGGGUUGAUACAUUUUUAUUUUCUACUCUGCAUUUUGAUUGCUAUCAAACUUCUAUUUCUUUUGACAUUACAUUUUAUUUGUAGAAUUUGUUUAACUAAGUAGUGCAAAGGUUGAAAUCAAUGAUUUUAUUGUCUUUCAAGACCAAAACUGUGACCUCCCUCCCUAUAUAAAAAAUCUUGAUGAUUUUUCUAUUUCCAACUGUUUGAUAUUCCCCAUUCAUGUUUGUCAGAGACCAAAUAUGUUUUUUCUUUAGGGCCCUUUGCACUUCAUGGAAACAUUCCCAAAGAAUAAGCACACUUACUAAGUUUCGGGAUCUUAACCUUGGAAUAAUCAUCUUCAUGAUAUGUCUAUCCCUAAAGAACUUUUAAGUCUUUCUAAAUUCUUCCGAUAGCAAAAUCUCACAUGUCGAUUUCUUACUCUCACUCUAUUAAUUGCUGGUUCAGUACCACAAGAACUUGGUCAUUUAGCACAAUUCAAUACAUUGUCUCUCCAUAAUAAUUGCUAACUGGUUCAAUCCAUUCUGCAUUAGCUCUAUUGAAGAAUGUGGUCAGAUUUUAUCUUAUUUCAAACCAAUUUGCAGAUAUAUAACUCUGAAAUUUGACACAAUUAAUGGAAUUACAUCUAUCUAAUAAUUUACUCACAAAUUCAAUCCCUUCUGCAUUGUGCCAAUAAGAGAACUAGACUAUACCGGUAGAAUUUGGAAAUCUGAAAAAGAUAUUUGCUAGAUGAGUGUGCCUUUUUUUUCUUUUUUGUUCAUAGGAUUUGAAUUAGUUCUCCAUGUUGUUCCCACAAGAGUUAUUUGGAAAAUUUCCUGGUUUGUUUUUUUUCCCUUAUACUUUGAUUUCCCAUAUACUUUGAUUUCUUCCUCCUUAAAACCUCUGUUGUAUGAACAUUAUGCAGCCUAUUGUCUCACUUCAUAACAUGGAGAUGAUCAAGGUGAACUCUAAAAGAACUAGAGAUAUACCACUUGUUUUGUGUUGGAAGGAUCAUGGCACAACUUCCUUUUGUUCAAGUAUGGUUAUACAUAACCAACUGAUUUAGUUCUUACUUAAUUAUAUAUGUAGAAAUUACAUAAUUACAAUGAUAAAGCUCUUAGAUUAAUUACAUACCCAUAUAUAGAACUCAUAUAUUGU